Anguilla rostrata (American eel) is the source of this 757-nucleotide messenger RNA. RefSeq names its product galectin-1-like. NCBI's taxonomy places the organism in Eukaryota, Metazoa, Chordata, Actinopteri, Anguilliformes, Anguillidae. The record is from RefSeq and is a predicted model, not a curated record. Gene Ontology annotation, molecular function: carbohydrate binding. The transcript has 5 exons. The coding region runs from base 164 to 568 and encodes 134 amino acids.
CAGAGCGCUGCUGAUUUAAAUGGAUCACAGCGCCACCUUGUGUACUUGCGAAAAAGAAAAGAAGGCGCUCAAGUUGGUAUUUUGUCCCGCCAGCGUAUCUCUGCUAGUCUGAGAACCUGAACGCACAAGACCAGCUCAUCUCUUCUGCAGGGUGUUCAGUAUAAUGCAGGAGCUUGAACUGAGGAAUGUGAAACUCCAAGCUGGAGACAAGCUGCAUGUGGAAGGAACGGUUCAUGAAGACGCAGAGAGGUUCCAGAUUGACAUGGGCACUGACCCCGAAGAUCUGUCCCUGCACUUUAAUCCCCGUUUCCAUGAUGAAACUGAUGGGAGGGUCAUCGUGUGCAAUUCCAAGUGUGAAGGCAGCUGGGGCUCCGAGCAGAGAGAGACCCACAACCCCUUCCAUAGAGGGGCAAAGGUCAAGGUGACCGUAAAGCUGAUGGAGGCAGGCUUUGAGGUGGAGCUACCUGAAGGACAGGAGAUACACUUCCCUGACCGCCGUGGCCUGGAAGCAGUGACCUACGUUCGGGUCAGAGGUCACCUCAAUCUCAGCUGUUUCAAGAUAUACUGAAGAGCUGACCAAUCAGUUUUGGCUCUGAGUCGAGUAUGACUGCUGGAUGCAAACAUGCUGAGGCAGGCAGGUGAUGGGGCCACACUGAUAUUUUCUUGACUGUGUGGCCACAUAAAAUUGCAUUGUCGGUACCUGCCCUGAUUAAUAGUUCCUCCAGCAAAUAAAUAAAAAUUCUAUUUCAAAUCCAAA